AUGAAUUGGUGUUCAUCGCAAAAGGCAGUUUGCACAAGCGCCUGCCAAGAUAGUGGUAGUAAGAAUGCAACGACCAAUACAUGUAAUUAUAUAACUCUCGAUAAUACUUGCAUCUGCAGCGAUGGAAAAUCUCCAAGUAUUGCGAAUUACACCCUGACGAUACCAUACCUAGAGUGUCAAUAUGAUAUGGAAAAUUGUACGAGACAUUGUAACGGUGACUCAAAUUGUGCAAAUGGCUGCCAAAGACAAUGUGCUGCAAAUGUCACCCACACAGGCACUAUACCUACGGUCACCGCUACAGGCCCAACUAGUCCCGCCGCCGCAACCACAACCAAUUUUGAUGUAUAUGGUGCAGCCCCUUUCCUUGCCCCAACGAUAAAUGCCU
Messenger RNA from Acaulospora morrowiae, 385 nucleotides. Lineage: Eukaryota; Fungi; Glomeromycota; Glomeromycetes; Diversisporales; Acaulosporaceae. The record is from the annotation of a GenBank genome assembly.